Molecule: messenger RNA, 349 nt
Organism: Cyclopterus lumpus (lumpfish)
Lineage: Eukaryota; Metazoa; Chordata; Actinopteri; Perciformes; Cyclopteridae
Gene: pvalb9
Product: parvalbumin 9
Exons: 5
Coding region: 20-349 (109 amino acids)
Cellular component (GO): nucleus; cytoplasm
Molecular function (GO): calcium ion binding
Source: RefSeq, a predicted model, not a curated record
CAGCCAACAGCGGACCAACAUGUCACUCACCUCCAUUCUCUCAGCUGAGGCCAUUGAAAACGCUGUCAAGGACUGUCAAGCUCCGGACUCAUUCUGCUACAAAAAGUUCUUCCAGUUGUGUGGCCUGUCCUCAAAGAGCCCCCAGGAAAUCAAAGUUGUCUUCAAGAUCCUCGAUGAGGACAACAGCGGCUACAUCGAGGAGUCUGAGCUCAAGCACUUCCUGCGUCAGUUUGUCCCCGGGGCUCGGACACUGACCGAGGCAGAAACCAAGAGUUUCAUAUCAGCGGCUGAUGAUGACAGUGACGGCAGAAUUGGAGCAGAGGAAUUCCAGACUAUGGUCCUGUCCUGA